AUGGGAGGAGUUGCUGCCCUGUCUCGCCCGCCUUCACGAGUCGACAACUCCAUGAUGGACCUCUCCUGCGAGCAUGCGACUGCCUCGGCAAGCAACGUCAAAUCCCUCAAAGAGCAAGAAGAAUUGAACGACCCAGACCUCCAACGCGCAAUGGCUGAGUCACUGGGACAGGGCCUGUCAGCACAGGAAGACGGGGUGACAACGGCUGGGACGAACUUCGGGCCUGCCAACCGGGAAUACUACGACCCUAGCAGCUGGGCUUUGACCACAUAUUCGACUUCGCGGGAGAUCAUUGAACAUCCACCACCAUCGAAGCGGCGAAGGAUAGGCGGGGCACCCGCUUUCCUACGUGGCUCAAAAGAGACAGGCUAUUUGGGAUCCUUGCUCACUAUCUACCACAAUAUUCCUCUGGCACGCCAAGCGCUCCUCAUGCCAGCGCUCAAAGUUCACGCCUAUGCCCAUGACAAUAGCUGGUGGUCAGGCGCCACCGACGAGAACACCAAGGCCUUGUCGACCGACAAUUCUCUCCGCAUUGACCGGCAGGAUUGCAAUCUGCUUAGCGAAGUUCAGUGCUUGAUGGCUUUCCUUGACAGAACCACUCGCGCCUAUGGUAGUGUCGAUGCUUUGGCUGAUUUACAAGCUAUCCGCAGUCGAAACGAUGCCACCCCGUUCCACCGUUUCCUCGAAGCUUGGACGACUGCAGCUUCGAAACAAGCUCCCCAAGAACAGCUGACGCAAGUCUUCAGCUCCGUGGCCACGAAAGCGGGAGGUCCCGGUGACCCCGAGGUGGUGGAGAAAACCCUCAACUGCAUCGACCCCUUCAUCAACCACUUCCCCGGAGAGACGUUGACUGAUUUGCUCGACAACACGAUCUGGGAUGACGAACAUGGAAAUAUAGACGAUGUUUGGAUCAGCCAUUGCGCAGAGAUUUUCACUAUCCGAGUGCAUGACCCUAACAGCACGUCUCGAAGCUCAGACCUGCAAUUGGAUCCGAUAUGGUAUCCCGAUCGGUACAUGUAUGAGUGCCGGGAGCAGAUGCAGCAGAUACGCACAGAGCUCCAGUCUAUUCGUCGAGAGAUUGACCAAUACACUCACGUCCAACGGCGCUGCCAGAUCUACAAAUCGUCGGAUAACAGGCUUCUCGAUGUUGCCGAGGUGCUCAAUUCUGCGGUCAAAGCCUCGACCACGGUGUUGGGCAAAAAGUCCGUCUCGAAUGGCUUUCUUAACAGUCAGGUAUCUGAAGCUGAAGACACAGUCACACAAGCCGACGCGGACGAGCUCGAUUCUGCCGUGCGAUCGGUGCUCCAAAAGAUUCGGCAGAAGUUGGACUCUCUCGAGCUACGCAAAAGUGAGCUUCGGUCCAGGAGCCGUCAAAUCACAAUGCGCCUCACAAAGCCCACAUUAGAGAUGCCAGACCUCCCGCAUCGCAAAUACACUCUUCAGGGCGUUGCGACCAAGCCUGGAGUUACCUAUUUCCGCGUACACAAUACCAAAACCGACUUGCUGAUUGACGAUGACAUGCUGGACCCGGACAGCGUACAAGGCGAUUGGUGGAGAACAGCAUGGUUACAAGAGGAUGCCCAACCGGCCAUCUAUAGUCCUCCAAUGGUGGGCCCUGUAACCAGAGCCCAGGCGGAGGCGAGCAAAAUGUCGGAGACCAACCUUUACUCUGUCACAAGGGUCGAGGAAGCCGAAGUGCUGGAAGCGGUGAAGAAAGAAUACAAUUCUGUGCUGCUGGUUUAUGCUAACGAAAACGCAAUGAACUUUCAACCUGGCGAAUUGAGUAUCUCCCUCCGACACUUUGUAGACCGCGAUAACCAGGCAUUUGCGGAAGAACUGCAACAAGAAGAAGGUCCACUGCUUGAUGCAGCUGCAGAUCAUGAAGCGGAGACGGAAUUCGAAGACAUCCCCUUGAUCGACCCGACAGCUUCCAGCGGCUCGGUGCGUGAGCUCACCCCUAUGUCAACUUCCAGUCCCGAGCGCGAGGAGGCUGCCCACGCUUCACCCGGAGGCGUAACAGAAGACAGUUCGGGCCACUCGCUGGAACAGCCACCUUCAUACGAGGAAAGCAUCAGCAAGCAGGAAAUGCUGGAGAAAAAGGGCAACAAGAUUGGCUUAUACGCCGAGCAGAUGCUGCAGAGAUACGGGUCGGAUGCCGUUAGGGGUAAGGGAGAAAAUGAAUCUGGUGGUGGCUUUCUGGAAGUUGAAGAUGCGAAUGCGGUGUAG
This is a messenger RNA of Fonsecaea nubica, 2226 nucleotides long. RefSeq lists its product as hypothetical. Gene Ontology annotation, cellular component: cytosol; nucleus. The transcript has a single exon. Gene Ontology annotation, biological process: protein deubiquitination. NCBI's taxonomy places the organism in Eukaryota, Fungi, Ascomycota, Eurotiomycetes, Chaetothyriales, Herpotrichiellaceae. Bases 1 to 2226 code for a protein of 741 amino acids. The record is from RefSeq and is a predicted model, not a curated record.